Molecule: messenger RNA, 2147 nt
Organism: Phlebotomus papatasi
Lineage: Eukaryota; Metazoa; Arthropoda; Insecta; Diptera; Psychodidae
Gene: l(2)34Fd
Product: nucleolar protein 10
Exons: 2
Coding region: 90-2105 (671 amino acids)
Biological process (GO): maturation of SSU-rRNA from tricistronic rRNA transcript (SSU-rRNA, 5.8S rRNA, LSU-rRNA)
Cellular component (GO): nucleus; 90S preribosome; nucleolus
Molecular function (GO): protein binding
Source: RefSeq, a predicted model, not a curated record
GGGUUUGUACAACCCUUCAAACUGUCAUGACCACGCUUCACGUGUUUACAUUUUUCUAGAGUAUUUUUUGGCUAUUUUCCUCGUGAAAAAUGUCUGUAACUGAUGUAAAUGAUGUGAAAAUCUACAAUUUUAGUGCUGGAAAAUCUCUCCCAGAUUGGCUGACGGAUCAGAAAAAGAAGAAACUCCUGAACAAAAAUGGGGAUUUACGGAGGAAAAUUGAUCUUAUUCAGGACUUUGAUAUGCCUGGAAUAUCGACGAGUAUUCAGGUGACACCGGAUCAGCAGUAUAUCAUUGCUACGGGAAUGUACAAGCCGAGGAUAAAGUGCUAUGAUUUCAGUAAUCUUUCUGUGAAAUUUGAACGAUGUUUUGAUGCUGAAGUGGUGAAUUUUGAGAUCCUCAGUGAGGAUUACAGUAAAAUUGUCUUUCUGCAGUGUGACAGACACAUUGAGUUCCAUACAGCUCCUGGGAGGCACUAUAGGUUGAGGAUACCGAAAUUUGGGAGAGAUCUUGCAUAUCAUUCGCCUUCGUGUGAUUUAUUUCUUGUGGCUGCUUCUCCGGAAGUUUAUCGGUUUAACCUGGAGAGAGGGCAGUUUUCUCAGUCCUUUGAGACUCAAUCUCUGGUGAAUAAUGUUUGUGUGGUUAAUCGGGAGCAUCAUUUGCUGUGUGUUGGAACGGAGAAGGGAAGUGUCGAGGCAUGGGAUCCACGGCAGAAAAAUCGUUGUGGCUCUGUUCAGGUUGUGACUGAAGGGAUGGAUAGUGAUAAUGGUACUACGGCUUCAAUUACAGCUCUGAAUUUUAAGAAUGGCCUUCAAUUUGGAGCUGGAACAAGUGACGGGCAGAUUUUUCUUUACGAUCUCAGGUCGAAUCGUCCCUUCACUGCCAAGGAUCACAUGAAUAAUCUCCCAAUUAAGAGAAUCAACUUCAAUCCCAGUCAGUCCAUUGUCUACUCAAUGGACAGUGGGAUUCUGAAGAUGUGGGAUGAGAAUACAGGAAAGCAAUUUGCCUUCAUUGAAUCCACGUCAGAUUUCAAUGAUUUCUGCACAAUUCCCAACACUGGAAUGCUAUUCUUUGCCCAGGAAGACAAAAGGAUGCAGACAUUUUAUGUUCCACAACUCGGGCCAGCACCAAGAUGGUGUUCCUUCCUGGACAAUCUCACUGAGGAAUUGGAUACGGAAUUAGUGCAGAAUAUUUACGAUGACUACAAAUUUGUCACAAAGCAGGAACUGGCAGAACUCAAUCUGGAAGAUCUCAAGGGUACAAAUCUCCUCAGAGCCUACAUGCAUGGGUAUUUUGUAGACAUCCGGCUGUACAGGAAGGCAAGAUCAGCUGUAGACUAUUAUUCAUUUGAUCGCUACAAAAAGGAAAAAGCCCGGCAGCAAAUUGAACUCACCAGACCGAGUCGAGUUGAGAUUAAAAUGGAUCUUCCGAAGGUCAAUAGGGAUUUGGCAGAGAAACUUAUUGAGACAGAAGCUGAAUCUCUGAUGCAAGACACAAGAUUCUCAGCCCUAUUCCAAGAUCCAGAUUUUGCAAUUGACGAAAAUGUCGAAGAAUACAAAAUGCUAAAGCCCGUUUUGUCGCAUCUCAAAAAAAUUAAGCAUCCGAAGAAGUCCCUGCCCAAAAUUACUCCGUCUGUUCUUCAAGAAGAUGACAAUGAGGCCCAUGUGAGUACAGAUGAAGAUCUCUUCUCAGAAAACGAAGAUGACCAGGAGAGUUCAGAUGAUGAUCAGAGAUGGACGAAAGACAUGAAGAAGCAGUACAGAGCGAUUCAAAAAGAAAAGCAACGGGAAGAGGAGGCUGCACAAAAGACUGCACGAGAUACAUUCAAAAUUCAAGCAGAAGAUGAUCUCAAUUUAGGAUGGGAUGCAACAAAGUCAUCAAGGAGGAAGCAUAUUCCCCUGGGAGAUCGGAUUGCAAGACAAGAAAGUGCAGAAAAUGCACUCAAAAUUGUAAAUACUUCCACAGGAAGGCAGAUGAAAUUCACAGUAGGCUCUGGAAGCAAGGGCAUGAGGAUGCGUGCAGAUCAGAUAAGGAAGCAUCGAGAGGAGAGGAGACAAUUGGUCCGGAAGCCACGUGGGUUGAAAUUGAAGCGUUUGCCUUUUAAAUAAAGAAAAAAAUUGAGUGGAUGAAUCCAUUGAAAAAAAUCAAAA